Phytophthora infestans T30-4 is the source of this 891-nucleotide messenger RNA. RefSeq lists its product as uncharacterized. Lineage: Eukaryota; Oomycota; Peronosporomycetes; Peronosporales; Peronosporaceae. The coding region runs from base 1 to 891 and encodes 296 amino acids. The record is from RefSeq and is a predicted model, not a curated record. The transcript has 5 exons.
AUGUCCAGCCACGUGGAAGAGAUUUCACAGCACUGGUUGGUGUCCAAGAUCUUCUUGUCGUACCUGAUUGCUAUCACUGGGAGUUUCUGCACGAUCCAGUUGAUGGAGAAAUGGCGUAGUGCUAUUGACACGAGGGACAAGUUAAUACUCAUGCUGUUAUCGUCGAUUGCUUUGGGUGGCUGUGGCAUUUGGUGCAUGCACUUCACGGGCAUGAACGCGCUCGAGCUGACGCGAGAUGAUGGCUCGGUGCUCACUGUGGACUUCGAGGCUGGUCUGACGAUACUUUCGUUCAUCUGUGCGGUUGGUGGCGUCUUCGUUGGUCUCAAGAUCGCGUCUGCUGACCCCUUCUUCCUUGAACUGGAGCAGGAGAAGCGCAAGAACAUUUUGGUGAAAGACUUGGCCUCAACUGCUAUGGCGGACGUUGUCAACAAGCAGAAAGUUGCCAAGCGCAUCAAAUUCAUCGCCUUGUUCUCGCGUCUCCCCAGAAUUGCCGGUGGAGGACUCUUCGCCGCACUUGGCGUUCUCGUCAUGCAUUAUCUGGGUAUGAUGGCCCAGCGAACGCACGCUGAUAUGACCUUAACUGCUGGGCUUGUGGUAUUGUCUGUGCUCAUCGCAUUCUUCACGGCGACUGCUGCGUUCUGGAUCCUGUUCCGAGCCCUGACAUUUUUCCAGGACAGUGAAUUGCUUCGAUUGGGAAGUGCUCUUACCAUGGGCAUAGCUGUUUGUGGAACUCAUUACUCGGGUAUGGGGGCAGCCAGCUACACUUUCAAUGCUGAAGGGAUGGGAGACGGCGGUCUGGUGAUGAAAGGAUCCCAAGCAGCUAUCCUGGCAUCUCAUGGUUCAUUGCUCUUCUGCUACUGGGUGAUGACCUGGAGUGUUGCUUCCAGUUAG